UGAUAUGCUAGGUACUUUCAGUUCUCCUAAAUUUCUUCAGUUUUGUCUGUAAUAUGUUUGUACGAUGAGCAACAUUAUCCUUGUUUAUUCGCUAAUUGUAUAAUAUAUUUGUAAUAAAUAGGUAGGUACACCCAGCUGUAAAAUUUGCACGGAUUCUUUAUCAAUGAAUUCAUUCAUAACAUAAAGUGUCCAUGAAAUUUUGCAAGUCGCUGAACCUCGAGCUCGAAUAUUAAGUAGGUAUUAGAACAACAAUUUACCGUUAAGUAGAACUAUAUAAGGACAAAUAAGAUACUAUUUGUAGGCAUGUAUGAUUUGAUUAGUAUGAAAUGAAUCAGGAGCUGCCAUAAAUCAAAAGUAUGUUAUUUAUUAUACACCCUAAUCUAUAGUUUUUUCUAGCAGUGUAAAGUCCGUAUCGUAACCGUAAAGGGCGAAGUAUUGUUAGAAGUCUUCGAAGUACUUAAUAUUACUUAUACAUUUUACAAAACUAUUUUUAGAAGCCUAAACAAGAAUUCCAAACCAAUUGGGCCGUGUGGGGCGAAAUAGCUCGUGUCUACACUCAAGACACUACUGUCAUAUCGCAGAGAUCAAAGAGUCUAGUCAUUAGGCUAGCCGGCGGCCUAGUCGUAUAUAGUCGAGUGAACCCUUUUGUUUUGUAACAGCAAGUUUUUUAAACUACACUGCCUAUCUAUAAGCUUGCAGUACUACGCUAUAAGAUUUAUUUCAAUUCGUAGUGAGUAAAUGUCCUAGUGCUCGACGCUGCUAAUUAAUAGCACCGUCAAUCUUUAACUUUAUACCUAGGAAUACAGAUGACAAGCAGGCAGACAUGACAUGUUAGCCUUAUAGGUAUAAUACAAUAAAAUGAUAAUGUAUUUUCAUGACUCCCUACUAAUACUAUAAAUGUAAAUGUAUGUUUGAAUAUUCGGAUGUUUCGAGUUUUGACAGCCUUCAACAUAAACAAAGUCGCGGGCAGCACCUUUGAUAUUUCUAACAAAGACUGUCUGUGAACAUGACCGCAUUUAUUAGUUGUUUAUCUAUAUAAGUCUACAUCGCUUGCGAUACAUAUUAUAAUCCAACGAUAAGAAAUAAACAUUGAGUUUCAGCAUAGACGAUUUUAAACUAUAUUGCGAAGAUAAACGUUUGGAUUUGUGUAUAUUAUUUGCUAUCAAGUGACCAAGUUUCUGCUAAAAUGAUUAUAGUUUAGCGUACGAGUACCUUACUCGUAUCUGUCACGUACGUGAUUGUAAAUCAUUAAUUUUAUAAAAAAAAAACAUAAAUUUUCCGUAUAUUGGUGUAUCGGAGUAAUACAGUGAACAAUAGAUAUAGUUGUUGUUGAAGAACAAUAGAUAUUUUAGAAAAAGGCUAAAACAAUACCCAAUAUAUUCGACUAUACCAAUUAUUAAUGUCUCGGUUCUACAGUCGCGGUGAAAUAGAGGGUAACGGCCAAAGUGGACAAAUAUAUCGAGACACACCCUUAUUUAUAUGGCAGCAAAGAUGUGAUACGAUAGGUAUACUUGGUUUGGCCGUCACUAUCUAUCAGAUGGCGACUGUACUCCGGUAAAAUCUGUUCAAGUGCUUGAAUAUAAUUAUAAGAAAACCUGGAUUUAGUAUACAUAUAUCGGAACCGCUCUUGUAAGACACUAGUCAUUGAACUAAAAUACCUCCAUGCCGAGCUUAUUAAAAGAAUAUUACCUCCACCUCCCACCGGACGGGACAGGUGUCAGUGACCUAAUAUUUUUGUUUACGUCAUUUUGACCCACUAACAAAAGACAGGUCACAUCAACAAUAAUGCGCAUGAAAAACUUAGAAAACACUCCAAAAAUUCCUUUCUGAAGUUUAUUUUUCAAUGAACUGUAUAUUAAUUAGAUUAUAAACUGUGUUUUUGGAAAACCCACGAGGAAUUUUACUAAGUUUACGGGCUUUUUGGGAGAAAGGUAUAUUCGCGCAUGCGCGACUGGCCUCGACGCGCGUGCGUGUUGCAAACGUCAGGUCUAUUUCAGUAGUGCAAUCCCUCGCGCGAGAACACCCGCUGGAACGCACACUCCCAACAAUAAAUCAUACAAAUCUGAAGAAAACAAAUUAUAUCAUAUUUAACUAUUAUGUUUCGGAGUAAUAUGUGUUCCUACUCAUGUCGAUCGCUAGGUUAACUCUCACUCCGCAGUGCCAUUAAAUUUUAAACAGAUAAACAAGUGAACACCGAAAUGCGGCAAUGCGACAUAGUCAUGGGGGAAUCGAUGCAGCCAGUAUUCUUUGAGGCCAAAUUGUCAAACAUUUAGUGUCAAAUAAUUAAAUAAGAUGGAACCGCUCAUAGAUAGAAACAACUUCGCUAUCAGUGCGAUGAUGACAGUUGCCAUGCAAAUUCUGUUCUUCACGAUAGCGUCGCUAUUCCAGAGCGAUAAAGUGACGGACUUCACUGGCGGCGCUAACUUCAUCAUAAUUGCCUUGCUCACAUUCUUCCUCGGACAAGGUGGAAAUCACCUCAAAAACUACGAUAGUAGACAGCUGAUGGUGACAACAUUUGUGUGCCUCUGGGGAGUGCGUUUAUCUGGGUACCUCAUAUACAGGAUCUACCACAUCGGCCGUGACAAGCAAUUUGAAGAUCGUAAGAGCAACACAUUAAGAUUUGCAGUCUUCUACAGCUUCCAAGCCUUCUGGGUUUUCAUUGUGAGUCUACCCGUCAUCAUUAUUAACUCGCCUCAUCACUCCUUCCCUAAGUCACCUAAAACUAUGACCACGCUAGACUCCGCCGGCGCGGGAGUGUUUAUAAUUGGUUUGUUAAUAGAAACAUACGCAGACCUACAAAAAUUUGCUUUUAGGCAAGACCCAGUGAACCAAGGCAAGUGGUGCAAUGACGGUUUGUGGGGUCUUUCCAGACAUCCCAAUUACUUUGGCGAGGUAGUACUCUGGUGGGGUAUAUUCAUUAUAUCGCUAAAUGUUAUCGAAGGUAUCGAAUGGAUAGCUAUAUUAUCGCCAUUAUUCACUACGGCUAUCAUAUUAUUCUUAUCUGGUAUACCGUUGCUAGAACGAUCGGCGGACGAAAAAUACCGUGAUAAUCCAGAUUACUUAUAUUAUAAAGCGUCCACGUCACCUCUGAUACCGAUACCUCCAGCCAUAUAUGUGGAAGUGCCAAAGUUUCUGAAGUGUAUAAUGUGCUGCGAAUUUCCUAUUUACGAUUCGACGAGCGAUGACUUCCCAGUGCCUACGAUUGUGACCGAGACGACAAGCGUUUCAAUGGUUCAGUCUCAAACAUAGCUAACACACGCCGCGCGCGAGGAGGCCGCGGCAAAGCACGACCAUCGCUCACAGCAUAACCACAAGCAAUUGUGAUACACGGCUGAUGAUAGAACCGAACAGAAAAAACACCCCGACUCGCUCCCGCUAAAACAGAACAACACCACCGAUAUGAACCUCUAUAAUAGUUACAUGGAAAA
Messenger RNA from Cydia pomonella (codling moth), 3428 nucleotides. RefSeq lists its product as uncharacterized. The record is from RefSeq and is a predicted model, not a curated record. Gene Ontology annotation, cellular component: membrane. Lineage: Eukaryota; Metazoa; Arthropoda; Insecta; Lepidoptera; Tortricidae. The coding region runs from base 2293 to 3249 and encodes 318 amino acids. Gene Ontology annotation, biological process: lipid metabolic process. Gene Ontology annotation, molecular function: oxidoreductase activity, acting on the CH-CH group of donors. The transcript has a single exon.